AUGCAAGGAGUGAAAACUCAAAGCUCUCCUAUGAACAGUGGGUUAAGGUUGUCUUACUAUGGGAGUGAUCCGGUGGAAGAUGCUACAACCUACAUGUCUAUAGUUGGUGCUUUGCGAUAUGCAACUAUAACCAGACCUAACAUAGGUUUCAGUGUCAAUAAAGUAUGUCAGUUUAUGCAUCAACCCUUACAAUCUCAUCUUGUAGCUGUCAAAAGGAUCUCAAGGUACUUAGUAGGUACACUUGAUUAUGGUCUGCAUCUCAAGUGUCCUUCAUCUCUGCAACUUAAGGCCUUUUGUGAUGCUGACUGGGUUGCUUACCCAGAUGAUCGUCGAUCCAUAACAGGUUUUUGUAUCUUCUUAGGUGAGAAUCUUGUUGGAUGGCAAUCGAAGAAGCAAGCUACUAUAUCUAGGUCCUCCACUGAGGCUGAAUAUUGCAGCAUUCCCGCUGUUGUUACUGCAAUCAGUUGGAUCAACUCAUUGCUUUUUGAGCUACAUCAAACACCUCCUGCUACUCUCCUAGUUUGGUGUGAUAAUUUACGGUUGUUCAUCUCACAGCUAAUCCUGUUUUGCAUGCUUGCACCAAACACAUUGAAAUAG
This is a messenger RNA of Cannabis sativa, 597 nucleotides long. RefSeq lists its product as uncharacterized. The coding region runs from base 1 to 597 and encodes 198 amino acids. The record is from RefSeq and is a predicted model, not a curated record. The transcript has a single exon. NCBI's taxonomy places the organism in Eukaryota, Viridiplantae, Streptophyta, Magnoliopsida, Rosales, Cannabaceae.